Molecule: messenger RNA, 4155 nt
Organism: Closterium sp. NIES-67
Lineage: Eukaryota; Viridiplantae; Streptophyta; Zygnematophyceae; Desmidiales; Closteriaceae
Source: the annotation of a GenBank genome assembly
GACUUGCGUUGCGAGACAGCGAACUAAGAAUCAUCGAGCAAUUUUUUUCCGUAGUCUGUACAUAGUGAAAUAGUUCGUUGGCACAUCGCAUGGCGACAAAAUUCGGGAGUAAUGGCGGCGGAGGUGGCGGCGGGAACCCGAAUCACAGCAACGGCCCGACAAGCGGCGGUGUAGGAAGCAGUGGUAGUAAGGGCGACGCGAAGAGCCACGGAGGAGGCGGCCUGCGUCGUUUCUUGUCGUCUGGCAAGCAAGCCCUCCACUCCGUCUUCGACCAUCAUCAUGAUCGGCGACAUCGCUCCGAUAAAGAGCGACCCGAUAAAGGCAACCAACCCGAAGGCCGGGCGGGCCAGACCCGAGCGGCUUUCACGGCGUCAUUUUCGGGCUCGGCGAAUAUGUCGAUGGAGGAUAUCGUGUUGCCGGCUAGCGUGCUGCGCGGCUCGGAGGAGCAGGCGAACGCGAUGCGGCGGCAGCUGGAGCGGCAGGCUAACGCGUAUCGACUCGGGUCGGCGAGUAACAGUUUGUCCUCGAUAGAAGGCGCAGGGCGGCCUGAAAACGGAGCAGCAGGGAGUCCAGUAGAGGUAGUCAGAAGCGCAUCCCCAGGUCCAUCGGCAGCCGUUGAUUCUAACGACGGCAGUGCGCCAUCAGCGGCGGGGAAUGGCGGAGCGGCGGAACCGGCGCAGCCAUUGGCGGAACCGGCGGAGUUGACGGCGCCGGCGGGAGACGAGGAAGCGCUUUCCGCCCGCCAAUUGCCAUCCAGCGCUGCGGAAAACGGGGGGAGAGACGGUUAUGAAGGCUCCUGUAACGAAAGUUCUUGUAACGAAUCCACUCAGCUAGGCUCCGCGGAGCUGGUUUCCGCUGCUUCCGCCGAUUCCGCCGCGGAGCUGGCUCGCGGGGAAGGCGCUUCCAGCGCAGAGGGUGCCCCUAGCACGGAGCACAUUCCUAGGGCGGAAAAAGCUCCUUAUAAUGAGGGCGUUCUUAGCGCAGAUGACGUGUCAUCCGUUAGUAGCGAUCAGCCGGAGCCGCCUGAGGAGUUUAUAUGCCCGCUCUCGCUCGAUAUAAUGUACGACCCCGUUAUAGUCGAAUCCGGGCAGACGUACGAGCGUGCUUUUAUCGAGCGCUGGGUCGCGGACGGCCACAAGACGUGCCCUAAAACGCGCCAGCCGCUCCCAUCGGGUGCGAUUAUACCGAAUCAGAUCCUCCGCGCGCUCAUCACUGAUUGGUGCAAGCGGAACCGCGUUGCGCUCCCCAAUCCGGUUUCCGCGGACGAUGUUGCGCUCGCGUUCUCCGCCGGCGGCGCAAAGGGCGCGGAAGGGGGGGCGGGGGGGCUGGCGGCGCAGCGCAGGCUGGAAUACGCGGCGGCGGCGGUGCGCGCGGCGGCGGUGGCGGUUGAGUCGGAGCGGAGGCAGCGCGCGCUGAUGGAGCAGGUAAUGGCGGAACGCGCGGCGGCGGCCGCGGAAGGGCGGAGGGUGGAUGGGCGGGUGGCGGAACGCGCGGCGGCUGACGAGCGCGCGACGCGCCAAGCGCGAAUUCAGCAAAUGCGCGCAGCCGCCGGGCAAGGGCAGGCGCGCGGAGGGGGCAACGCGUGCGUGGACGCCCGCACAACUGCAGCGGGGACAGCUGCGGGGGCGGAAAGGGGAGGCGGGGAGGGGAGGGGGGGACAGGCGGGCGGAGGAGCAGAUAUGGGGGAAAUGACGGACAGAACCGCUAGGGUUUCCGCUGGCGCCUCCCCUGGCGCGUCCGCUGGCGCGUCCGCUGGUGCUGCUGCAUCCCCCGAACCUCCCUCCAGGCCUGCCGCAGCUCGCGUGGCGGCUCGGACAGCGGCUCGGGAGGCCGACGACGCUGAGAAUCGGUACGGGAACGGAAUCCCGGAUCACCUUCUAGCAGCAGGAGGCUUGGGAGGAGGCUUGGGAGGGGGAGGGGGAGGGUUGGCUUUAACGGGUUGGCCCGGGAAACUAGCUAUGAAGGCAGCAAUAUUUAAGACGCAGGCUUGGCCGAACCCGAAGCAAAAAGAAGGUGGGGGAGGGGGAGGGGGAGGGAGUGGGGGAGUGACAGCUGCGGAUGUGAGUAUGUCGGGGCCAAUUGGAGUGGGUUCAGGAGCAGGGGGGAGCGGAGGGGGGAGAGCAGGGGGAGGGGGAACAGGGGGAGGGGGAGGGGGCAGUGGUAGUGGGCUUGGUGGUAGCACAGGGCUGAGGUUUGGUUUAAAGCACUCUAGGUUUGCUGCUGGUGCUGCUGGUGCUGCUGGUAGUGGCAGUGGCGCUGCAACCGCUUCUCCUGCGGCUGCUUCUACUGCUGCUGGUACUACUGCCGUUGCCUCCACUGCUCCUGCUGCCGCUGCUACAGCUGCUGCUACAGCUGCUCCUACUGCCGCUGCUACUGCUGCUCCUGUUGCUAGUGCUGCUGCAACUGCUGCUGCUACAGCUUCUGCUGCAUCCCCGUUCGUCCGGCCCAGGCCAGGCCCCCUCGCUGCCGCCACAACUCGCUCCCCCGAACCUACUUCCGGGCCUGUUUCCGGGCCUAUGAGCCCCGGUCCUACGGCCGUUGCCGUGCCUCUGAGCCCCAAGCCUCGGUUUCCGGGGCAGUCGGAGGUUCGGGUGUCCAAGGGCCGGAAGAAGAUGGAACGGGAGAUAGCUAGGCUACUGGCUCGGGAAGACAACGCCUCGAGGGAACACAGCAUGGAGCGCAGGGGAGGGAGUAUGGAGAGGGGAGAUGGGCUGGGGAUUGGGGCGAGUGCGAGGGAGAGAGAGGGGAGUCGAAGGAGGUCAGAGGCUGACGGGGGAGGCGGGAGGGGAGGAGGAGGAGGAGGAGGAGGAGGAGGGGGGGGAGAAGGGGAAGGAGGGGGGCAUGAGAGGGGGCUGAGUAGCUGCAGCAGCAUAGGGGACGGGCAGUGGGCGUCGAUUCCCUACCAGUUCCCCUCCUCCCGCUCCCUCGACCCCAACGACCCCUCCUCCCCCUCCGUUAACCGUACCAACUUCUCUUUCUCGUCUAUCUCCGGUGCUUCCUCCCCCCCUCCUGCUGCUGCUGCUGGAGGUGCUGCUGCUGCUGCGUCUGCUUCUGCUGCUGCUGCUGCUGCUGCGGGGGCUCUUCCCCCCCGCGGGUCCCUCCCCCUGCCCUCGUCCCAUCACUCGAUCCUCUCCCAAGCGUCCUUUGCCCCCUCCGCCACGCCCCCCCUCUCCCCUCUCCCCCCCACCAUCGCCCCUCCCACUCCAAAACCCCCUCCUACGCCUCCUCCCACGCCCCGCCCUCCCCAUCCCCUUCCGAACCCCCAGAGGAGUUCCAAAUGCUAGACAUAGACAAUCUAAUCAACCACAUGCGCUACGGGCCGCCCGAGGAAAAAGCCGCCGCUGCCGCCCUGCUCCGCGUCAUGACCCGACACGGGUUCACGUGCGGGCGGCGGAUUCUGGAAGCGGGUGGCGUGGCCCCGUUGGUGGAGCUCCUGUGGUCGGGCGACGAGGCGACAGCAGAGCACGCGGCAACAUCCCUCCUGAAUCUCGCGCUCGAAGCGUCUGCGCGAAUGCGAAUCGUGGUUACCACGGGAAGCAGGGUGGUUGAGGGGCUGGUCCACGUGCUGUCAGCCGGUGCUCCUGCUGCUCGCGCCAACGCAGCAGCGGCCCUCUUUCUCCUGUCGAGAGACACUGGCGCCAACAGCAGUAUCAACAGCGGCGCGAGAGCAGCCGCGGAAGCGAAUUCGUUUCGCGAGGCCGUGGUAACAGCAGGCGCGUUACAGCCGCUCCUAGACCUCCUUCUAGACGGGCCAACCCGGGCGAAGAAAGACGCGGCCAACCUCCUAGUGUCGCUCUGCAUGGCGCGACCCAACCGGUCCAGCGUGGCCAAGGCCGGUGCAGUGCGGUGCAUGUGCCAGCUGCUGAGUGAAGGGGUGGAGAUUGUAGAAGAGCAGGCAGCGGCGGUGUUUGCGGCUCUAGUGAGGGAUCCCGAGGGGAGGGAAGUGCUGGUGGAGGAAGGGGCGGUGCCUGCGCUGGCGGAGCUGGUGGAGGGGGGUACGCAGGGGCGCGCGAGGGAGUAUGCCGUGAGCACGCUGCUGGGGCUGGGGGCGACCAGCAAGGAGUGGCUGGUUGCCAUCGACGAGGAGGGGAUCUCGGCCUCGGUGGACGUGCUGACUCGCGUGGGGACGGGCAAGACGCAGGCCAAGGUGAGAGC